Messenger RNA from Mycena indigotica, 1449 nucleotides. RefSeq lists its product as uncharacterized. Bases 1 to 1449 code for a protein of 482 amino acids. The transcript has 2 exons. The record is from RefSeq and is a predicted model, not a curated record. Lineage: Eukaryota; Fungi; Basidiomycota; Agaricomycetes; Agaricales; Mycenaceae.
AUGAGCAUGUCGUCUCGACCCGCUCCGUUUCCCGGUCCUCACUUGCCUUAUGAACUUCUUGUCCAAAUCUUCACCUCUUGCUUGCCCCUCCACCGCCGCAUCGAGCCGGAUCCGAAGACCGCUCCCAUGGUCCUGACUCAAGUCUGCGCGACCUGGCGCGACCUGGCGCUGUCUAUGCCGGAGCUGUGGAGAGCCAUCAGGCUGUACUUGCACGAAACUAAUUCCGAUACUAUGGUGGCACUACUGGAGCUCUGGCUUUCUCGGUCAGCACAACUCACCGUGUCACUCUGCAUCCGAAGUUAUGUGAGUGGACCGAUUCCCAGCGGGCUCCAGGCUGCCUUAGCAUCCUGCUCGCUGCGUUGGGAGCGCAUAGAACUCGACUUUCGGCUACAUCUCUCCCAUGGGAUCCCGCGUAUUCGUGGUCCAUUCCCUUGCCUCCGCGCACUGGCCAUUCGGGUGGACGAGGAGGACUAUCCGGCACUGCUAUGCGCCAGUCAUUCUGGCUGCGUAGACUUUCCACUUCUCUCCGCGCUAGGACUCUGCGACGAGCGCUCCCUCACCAAGGACCCAGACCUGCGAUUGCCCUCGUCGCUUGUCGCACUCUCCCUCAACCGUCAUGAUGAGCUAUUCGAGCCCUGGGACGCAUGCUUGGCACUCGUCCACUGCUUUCCCCACCUCCGCCACCUCACGCUAUCGCACAUCCCACCAUAUUUUGAGCAGGACAAAUGUGUUGGCACAAUCACGCGUCUGUCCCGCCUCGAAACACUCCAUCUCCAGGGCGACCCGCAUUUCCUCAACUUUCUCGUCAUCCCGUCCUUGAAAUCUUUCCAAUGUCUGGUUAUGCGGGACGACCAGGCGGCGCCAGUCACUGCUUUCCUCAUUCGAUCUGGAUGCAAGCUCGAGUACUUUUCGAUCGCAUUGGACUUCAUGCUCACAUCGUCCUGCGCGGGAUGCAUCCACGCCAUCCCCCCGACGUCGCUCCGCGUGCUUGAAGUCAUCUUCCGGGCUAAGAGACGGCAACACGACCCUGCUCUUGAUCCCCUUGCACACUUGUCGUUCCUGAAUCUAGCGGCGCUGUUCCCUCAUCUGCAGGUACUGCGGGUCUUUGACGAAGACGAGACAGGGCAGGGACAGCGGUUGUAUAGUCCAUUUCUUGCCAAGUUGCAUGGGCGCCUCUACCCUUCACUCCGCCGUGCGGAAUACCACACCGGUCGACCGACCCCUCACAACAUCGCCCUCGCCGAAUUGGACUCCAGGGUGGCAGAAUCCCUGAUGAGGAAUGGACUGAAUUUGCGCUUGUCCAAUGUUGGGCAACGAUGGCCAUGGGCAUGGACUCAUGAUGACGAUGAUUCGGACACAGACUACGCUCCCAUCCCACUUGGCGGAGAAGACCGAUGGUUCAAAGCAACAACCUUACGUGUCUUCCGGCCGUUUUCUUGUGAUUCAUAA